AUGUGCGCGCAAACACUGGGCCUCAACGCCUGUUCGGCACGAGGGAGAAACACGCCGGAGUCGUGCCGGAAAGGCCUGCACAAAGGCGCGCUCCUCCGCAUGAUCGGAGCCGCGGUGGCCGCGCAAAAGCCAACGGGUGCAAGCCCAUCGCGGCAGAAAGCGCGGCCCAGCGGCGUCUCCAAGCCCGCCUUGCUGCGCUCAAUGGGUCUGCUGCGCCUCUGGGAAAGCCGCACGGGGAAACCCCGGGCGUGGGGACAGCGCCGCGGGGGUCCGCUUUUCAGCCGCGAACAAGCCGCUGGCGCCGGGCGGAGCCGCUGGAAAGUGGAGCCAUCCUAA
Messenger RNA from Puccinia triticina, 336 nucleotides. RefSeq lists its product as uncharacterized. Lineage: Eukaryota; Fungi; Basidiomycota; Pucciniomycetes; Pucciniales; Pucciniaceae. Bases 1 to 336 code for a protein of 111 amino acids. The record is from RefSeq and is a predicted model, not a curated record. The transcript has 2 exons.